Messenger RNA from Lingula anatina, 1008 nucleotides. RefSeq lists its product as uncharacterized. The record is from RefSeq and is a predicted model, not a curated record. NCBI's taxonomy places the organism in Eukaryota, Metazoa, Brachiopoda, Lingulata, Lingulida, Lingulidae. Gene Ontology annotation, cellular component: extracellular region. Gene Ontology annotation, molecular function: chitin binding.
AUGGCUCCAAAUCACAAGUCUACAGCACGGCCACUGAGAACCAACGUGCUGCAGGAUGAGGUGACCGUUAGUGAGGACGCGGAAGUGACCAUUACUGUGGACAACACAGGGUUCGUGUUCUCUGCCGCCAGCGAGGUGUCAGAGUUCCUGACGUCAAGUUAUGACGUCAACGACACGUCAUUAGUUGACACCAUCCCGGACCCAGAACCAGAGAUUUUCUACACUGUCCCAAAGUGUAAAGUACCUUACGGAAUCCUACCGGAUCCAUCCGACUGCGGUAGAUUUAUCACUUGUGUGAAUGGAGAAGUGGCCAAUGCACAGUUUUGUCCUGACGAAAACAACUUUGACUCCAUCACCAGCGUGUGCAAACACCCACGGGAGGCCAUCUGUGAGAAAAUGGAGGAACCGCUCAGAAACGUAACCGCUAAUUCAACUUGCGAGAAGUUGACGGACCCCACCACGUGUAACACGUACAUAGUGAGGUGCAAUAAAGGACCAGAGUACGGAAACCGGACGUACGACAUGUACUACGCAUGCCCAGGAAACAUGAUAUGGGAUGAAGAGAAACUGGCAUGUGACGCGCCGAGGAAAGUGAAAUGCAAUAACAGGACACAUUAUGCCACCCCAUUGUGUAAGAAACCCAGCGGGAACUUUGAAGAGCCAGCAGACUGCCACAAGUUCCUCUCCUGCUAUUUAUACCGCGUUGUCCGCCACAGACCGUGUCCCGCUGGUCUCUACUACGACCAGGCAUCAGACAGAUGUGAUUAUCAUUUUAACGUCAAUUGUCAUAAGCGGCCCGUGAUCGAUGUCGUCUUGAUGCCAAGGAACACCACCACGGAAGCAGCGCCAUCUAUGGUCAUGUCAAACACCUCAGAUGUCGCGGCAGGUAUUCAGCAUCAUUGUGCAAUUACUUCACAUUUCAUUAAUUUCUUGUUUCUGAAACCAAUACUUAGAGGCAUUGAUUUUAAAGAUGUAUGGGAUAAGCGGUGGAGAGAAUUGCACCAUUAG